AUGACCAACACCGAGCUCAUCAACGUUGCCGCGCCAGGCGUCGAAUACUUCACGCCCUGGCAAGCCGUCCCCGCCGGCACAGCCACCGACCCGCAACCGGACGGCAAACCAAUCCCGAAGCUCUUCCAACCGCUCCAAAUCCGCGGCAUGCGCGUGCAAAACCGCAUCAUGCUGUCUCCCCUCUGCCAGUACUCCGCGCGCGACGGGCACAUCGCCGAAUGGCACUCCGCGCACCUCGGCGGCAUCAUCUCGCGCGGGCCAGGCAUCUCUCUCGCCGAGGCCACCGGCGUCCUCGCCGAAGGACGCAUCACGCCGCACUGCCCGGGGCUGUGGAAAGACUCGCAGAUCGCCCCCUGGAAGCGCGUCGUCGACUUCGCGCACACGCAGAACCAGAAGCUCGGCAUCCAGCUGGCGCACGCGGGGCGCAAGGCCAGCACCGUGGCGCCGUUUCUGUCGUUUUCGGCGAAGGCGCCGCUCGAGGACGGGGGGUGGCCGGAGGACGUCAAGGGCGCGAGCGCGGUGCCGUAUGAUGAGAAUGUCUGCGUGCCGAGGGAGAUGACGCAGGGGGAUAUUGAUGAGGUGCGCGAGGGGUUCGCGGCGGCGGCGAGGCGCGCGGUGCAGGCUGGGUUUGACUUUGUUGAGAUACACAACGCGCAUGGGUAUCUGCUGCAUUCGUUUUUGUCGCCUGUCGCGAACCACCGGACGGAUAAGUAUGGUGGCUCGUUUGAGAACCGCACGAGGCUGACGCUCGAGGUCGUGGAUGCGGUGCGCGCCGCGAUUCCGGAGUCGAUGCCGCUGUUCCUGCGCAUCUCGGCGACGGAUUGGCUUGAGGAGGUCGAGGGCUUUGGGCCUGAGAAGAGCUGGACGCUGGACGACACGGUGCGGCUCGCUGAGAUCCUGGCGGAGCACGGGGUGGAUGUGCUGGACGUCAGCUCGGGGGGCCAGCAUCCUAAGCAGAAGAUCAAGGGCGGUCCGGGCCACCAGGCUCCCUUCGCGAAGGCUGUGAAGGAGAAGGUUGGUGAUAAGAUGCUGGUCGCGACGGUUGGCACCAUCACUGAUGGUAAGCUUGCGAACCAGUUGCUCGAGGAGGGCCUGGAUAUCGCGGCUGCGGGUCGCUUGUUCCAGAAGAACCCGGGCCUGGUGUGGGCGUGGGCCGAUGACUUGGACGUCCAGAUUGAGAAUGCCCAGCAGAUUCGCUGGGGGUUCAUGGGCAGGGGAAAGAGGGGCAGGAAGAUCAACACGUUCGGUGCUGCCGAAUAA
Molecule: messenger RNA, 1260 nt
Organism: Lasiodiplodia theobromae
Lineage: Eukaryota; Fungi; Ascomycota; Dothideomycetes; Botryosphaeriales; Botryosphaeriaceae
Product: NADH:flavin oxidoreductase NADH oxidase
Exons: 2
Coding region: 1-1260 (419 amino acids)
Cellular component (GO): intracellular anatomical structure
Molecular function (GO): NADPH dehydrogenase activity; FMN binding; NADP binding
Source: RefSeq, a predicted model, not a curated record